Molecule: messenger RNA, 324 nt
Organism: Debaryomyces tyrocola
Lineage: Eukaryota; Fungi; Ascomycota; Pichiomycetes; Serinales; Debaryomycetaceae
Source: the annotation of a GenBank genome assembly
AUGGAACAAUUAAAGCAAUUAGAUGAAAAUAAAAUGAGAUGGGAAACGCAAAUAAGAAGUACUAGAUAUUUGUUUGUCGAUAUUAGUGGAAUUGUUCAACUGGGGGACAUGUAUGCUUUAUUAAUGCAAAUGAGCACUAAGUUCAUCAAGACAAGAUUAGGGAUACGAGAUUGGAGACAAAUCAUGGUUCAAUUUGUUAAAAACAAUGUUUCUAGUACUAAUGUGUUAAACUCUUCGUUUAUCUAUAAGUUUUUAGAGAUGCAAGCAGGAAAUGGAUCAACAGUAGCCUUAAAUAGUUACGAAACAAGUACCACCAGAUUAUGA